Messenger RNA from Aethina tumida (small hive beetle), 1157 nucleotides. RefSeq lists its product as uncharacterized. Bases 17 to 949 code for a protein of 310 amino acids. The transcript is spliced from 2 exons. The record is from RefSeq and is a predicted model, not a curated record. Lineage: Eukaryota; Metazoa; Arthropoda; Insecta; Coleoptera; Nitidulidae.
GUUAGUGUGCACGAUAAUGGCGACGGUACCGUCCACCGCUCCGAUGGAACAGCAACGUCGCGACACGCAGCCCAUACCCAAGUCCAAGAGGAAGCUGCAGAAGCACCUACGCAGCGCCGGCCUGGCCUACAUAUCCAGGACGGGGAAGCUGAUACCCGCCAAGAGGGUGGCAGAGGAGCUGUGCCAGUGCCCCCAAAAAUGUGAUGACCGUGUGCCUUCCGAGGCCCGCACCAACCUGUUCAAGCACUUCUACGGCUUGGGCGAGGCGGACCUGCAGAACCAGUUCCUGCGCGACAACAUGGACCUGCGCGCCCGCCUCAACGUGCCCGAGUCGACGGGCUCGGGGCGUCCGCCCCGGCGCAUCACCUGCAAGUACCUGGUGCCGCUGCUGCCGUCCGACGACAAGGUCGAGGUGUGCCAGAAGGCGUUCGUCAGUGCCUUUGUGAUAACGACCAAACGGGUGCGCUUGCAGCGCGAGAAGCUGAUCUCCAGCCUGGGCCUGAACAGCUACAGCAGCCACAACAGGAGCAAGAACAACAACAACUUGACGGCGGUCAACCACAACCACACCAGCUCGCGGGUCGAGAGUCUGGAGAUCAAGAAGUACCUUAGCAGUAUGGCGCCGCUUAAUCUGCCUUUGUCCCUGAACAUCAACGUGAGGGGGCGCCACGAGGACGCCAUGGAGGAGGACGACGACGAGGAGGCGUCCCUCAGUCCGGAACCAAAGAGCCCCGCCGAGUUGGCUGCGGAGGGUGGCGGCGGUAAGAGGUCGCGCACGAGGAGGAACAACGUGGACAACCCCCUGAUACCGAUGGGGCUGUACGUGCCGGACGGGGUGACCAUAGCGCCGGUGACGGCGACGCCCGACCACGACCGGGACAUCGCCAAAAUCAACAACUUCUUCUCGAACCAGUUGUGGAAGCCGGAGUAUAUAGGGGCGUACUCCUGAAGGGUCCAAGUUAAUUAGGUUACCAACGCCCGCCGCGCCCUCCACCCACCACUGUACUUAGCUUAAUUAUUAAACUAAUUAUAAAUAUGAUCAAUUUUUACCUAGAUGAAGAUACCUAUACGUAUUGUUAUUUAUAUUUAUACGAGAUAGUUUAUUAUUAUAUGGAGUAUAUAUUUGUUUUCAAUAAAAUGUUUUUUUUUUAACUGUU